AUGAUUAGUGUAUUGAUAAUUAUAAAUUAGUAGUUGCAUCUAUGUAUUAAUAUCUUAUAUAUAGAUGUUAAUUAAUGAGUAGAUAAUAUAAUUAUACAUGUAUUACCAACUCAUUAUGACAUUCAUAUUGUUUCAUCAUUUAAGUCUUAAUGUAUAUUAUUUUAUUUAUAUUAUGAGAUUGACCCCACUUAACUUUUAUAAAGUCAAGUGAUGAUUCUUUCAUAUUUUCUUGAUAAUUAUUUGAUUGUAAGUACUUAGGUGAGCUCUUAUUAUGUGUUGGAAGUAAUGGAAGAAGCCAAGGCUUUCAGCCUAAGGAAAAACCCAAGUCUUAUGGAGAGGGUCAACCUAAUAUAUUUAUGGGUCCAAGAAAGGGUGUCACCUUGGGCAAAGCUCAUUUGAACUUGAAAGAGUUAUCAAGAGAUGAGAUCUAGGUCAUCCAUCUUAGAGUGUCUUAAGAUGAGCUUAAGAGAAGGAUUAGAGUGUUGCUCUUAUGAAAGAAUUUGGGCCAUCAACCAAGAGAAUUCUUGAGAGGAUUAAGACAUCUCACCCCCCUCUUGGAGGACGCUUUUUGAUUCUCUAUCUAAUAGUGGUUAGUCGAAGAAAAUAGGAGAGAAAUUAAGGCUUAUUCAACGACAUUUUUGUGUUCAAGAUCAUCGUGGAGAAGAGAUUAUCUGGAACACAUCAAGAUCAUCAUGGAUCAAGCAUCACUCAGCCUAGGACUGACGCACAAUGAGGUUUGUGCAAGAUCUAGAUUUGAGACAUCCUUGUAAUUUUCUCUAUAGAUAGAUUAACUCUUAGUUCGAAUUAGUUUACCAUUUAUUCUAUCAUUUCAUUGUGUUAGAUCUAUUUUCUCUUCUUUACUAUACUUUUUAUUUCUCUUGUCUUUAUCCUUGUCAGAUUAAUUCUGGCCUUCACAAUCUCAAGUAUAUAUAUAUAAGAAAUAAGAUAAGUAAAAUUUUUACUCUCAUUACCCACGCUCUUUGA
Molecule: messenger RNA, 984 nt
Organism: Spirodela intermedia
Lineage: Eukaryota; Viridiplantae; Streptophyta; Magnoliopsida; Alismatales; Araceae
Source: the annotation of a GenBank genome assembly